Messenger RNA from Rhea pennata, 2836 nucleotides. RefSeq names its product sodium channel epithelial 1 subunit delta (gene SCNN1D). Gene Ontology annotation, molecular function: ligand-gated sodium channel activity. Lineage: Eukaryota; Metazoa; Chordata; Aves; Rheiformes; Rheidae. Bases 1 to 1884 code for a protein of 627 amino acids. The transcript is spliced from 12 exons. Gene Ontology annotation, biological process: sodium ion transmembrane transport. The record is from RefSeq and is a predicted model, not a curated record. Gene Ontology annotation, cellular component: sodium channel complex; plasma membrane.
AUGGAGCAGGAAAUGGCAAGAGAUGAAGAAGAGAAAAAAGAAGGUUUGAUUGAGUUUUAUGACUCCUUCAAGGAUAUGUUUGAAUUCUUCUGUAAAAACACAACAAUCCAUGGCACUAUCCGCCUGGUAUGCUCAGACAGCAAUAGGAUGAAAACAGCUUUUUGGACUCUGCUUUUACUUGCCAGCUUUGGCAUGUUAUACUGGCAAUUUGGACUUAUGUUCAGCCAGUACUGGGCCUACCCCGUUGUCCUAACCAUGUCGAUGCACUCAGAGCCCAAGAUGUUUCCAGCAAUAACUAUCUGCAACCUGGACCCAUACAGAUUUGAACUGGUCAGUGAACAUUUGGUUCAAUUGGAUCAAAUGGCAGAGGAAUCUAUCGCUUUUUUAUAUGGCAUCAGCACAUCAGCCAGCUUAUUCCACAUGAAUGAGAAAAACAUCCAAGUAAAAGAUUUGUCAAGCGCAGGCAAUUUCAGCAGGCCCAACUUCAAACUGAGCCAAGAUUUCUCACUCUUGAGAAUAUCUGACCACAUUAAUAAAUCAGGAAAGAAAUAUUCCAAAGUGGGCUUCAGACUGUGCAAUGCCACAGGUGGGAAUUGCUUCUACAAGACCUACUUAUCUGGGAUGGAUGCAGUUCUUGAAUGGUACAGGUUUCACUACAUGAAUAUCAUGUCCCAGAUGCCAGUUAUAAUCAACAUUUCUGAUCAUGAGGAGCAGAUAGAAGAUAUGGUCUAUUCCUGUCAGUAUGAUGGGGAGCCCUGUAGGCCCAGUGACUAUGUUCACUUUCACCACCCUGUCUUUGGAAGCUGCUAUACUUUUAACAGCAAGGGGACAGACUCCUUUUGGACAGCAACAAAACCAGGAAUUCCUUACGGACUUUCCCUUAUCCUGAGAGCAGAGCAGAAGGAUCACAUCCCACUCUUGUCUACAGUGGCAGGUGUGAAAGUGAUGAUACACAACCACAACCAGACGCCAUUCCUUGAGCAUGAAGGCUUUGACAUCAGACCAGGCAUUGCAACUACAAUAGGCAUUCGGCAGGAUGAGGUGAAUCGUCUGGGUGGCAAUUAUGGGAAAUGCACAACUAACGGCAAUGAUGUGAAUGUUAAACUUUUGUACAACAACUCCUACACCCUGCAGGCUUGUUUGCAUUCCUGCUUUCAGCACAUAAUGGUUAGAAAAUGUGGCUGUGGUUAUUAUUACUACCCGCUGCCUCCCAGUGCUGAAUACUGUAACUACAACAAGCAUCCUGCAUGGGGUCACUGCUUUUACCAGCUGUACAACAGGCUGAGGAAUCAUCACCUCAAUUGUUUUGAUCAAUGUCCCAAGCCGUGUCGGGAAUCACUGUACAAAGUGUCUGCUGGGACAGCUAAAUGGCCAUCAGUGAAGUCUCAGGACUGGAUCCGACAAGCACUAAGGCAUCAGAAUGGAUAUAACUCCACCAGCAACAGGAAGGAUAUUGCCAAGGUGACCAUCUUCUACCAACAACUGAACUACAAGUCUGUGAAUGAGUCUCCCUUACUCUCAGAGAAUUUGCUUCUGUCCAGCAUGGGAAGCCAAUGGAGUCUCUGGUUCGGAUCCUCAGUGCUGUCUGUGGUUGAAAUGUUUGAGCUGCUUAUAGAUAUACUAGUCUUGUCUCUCCUCUUCUGCUACCAAAGGUUCAGGUCAAAGAAGAUGUUAAAAGUAGCUCACACUCCUGCCAUCCCCAGCGUGAGCUUGACACUAGAAAAUUACCGAGCUGUGCAGGAGGAGGUUGGGAAAGGCUCCAGUUCUGCUCAGACUCACCUUCCUGUAGUGACCAUUGCCAUGGACAACAGUGACCUCCAUCUGCACCUGAUCUCCAGAAAGAUGGAAAUGCCAGCACUUUGCCCAGAUACGGUGCUUAAAUGAUUUAGAUACAUGAAGAAUGGCUCUUUGGAAGGGGAACUAAACAGCUAAGAGUGGUGUGUGUGCACAGAGUCUGGGAGACUUGAAGCUCCCAGAGUGCGUCGGAAAAGUGAGGCCACAGGGGCUCAAUUGCUAUCAGAAAGGCCACAAACAGAAAUGUGCUACACAUGAUCUCUGAGCUCCUAGACACCUGAGUGUUUAGUGCUGAACUGGAGAAUUCUUCUCCAGCUAUUAUAAGUUCAUUAUUAAACCUGUCUAUAUGCCCUUGAUUCAGGCAUAAUGCAAUGGUCUUUUCUUCUUAAUGAAUAUUGUUGCGGGGGGAGACUGUAAUGCUACUCUCUGGGGCAAUUGUCCAGUUUGCAAAAAGGUCUGUUCAUAGCUUCUAACUUUUAAACCCUUGUGAGGAAAUCACCCUGUGGCUUCAAACCGGCCCACCUUCAUUUCACAAAUGUACUCAAGAGAAAAGUCAGCCUGCUUGUAAAUGAGAAGGUUUCCAGUGGAGGCUGAUGGUGGUCGUGUCAGUCAACAUUGUCUUGAGGGUGAUGGAAGCACAGCUGCAAUCAGAACAGCCUCAUAUUCUAAGACAUAUCUCUGCCCUUAACCUACUACUAUUUCAUUUUGAGGACAAGGCACAGAAUGCUUUUGCUGGGAUACUUUUAGAUUUAGCCCAGAUUGUUUCAAAUGGGACUCAGAGGAAAGAAGUUAGAUGAAAUGGGGUUGAUCGAUAACUUUUUUCUAUCACUGGUGCUACCUGAGUUGUUUAGAAGAUUAAAAUAACGCUGCAUUUUUGUUGCAGUCUAUUUAUAAAUAUAAAGGAAUGUUUUAAUGUUAAUAUUUGACAGUAACUUAUGUGUACAUAAAAUAACAGAUUUAUCUUGAUGAUAUUUGUAGGGAGCAUUUUACUCUGUUCUAAUCUUGUUACAACUUUCUUUGGAGAACAAGUUACAAAAAAUCA